ACGGUAAGUUAUGGACUUGCCGCUAUUCUCGGAACAUACCGUGACUAGGCGUUUUUGGCUCGUUCAGUCUUGACGCUUCUGAGGUUCUCCAGUUUUCCCCAGCCCCGAGUUCUCACCCGGUCUCAUAGUCUCGAGAAGGGACUCAUGUACAAAAGUUGUCGUUUUAUUCGGGAAACGACAUUAGUUCUCCAAGAACUUGAUCAGACCCCAGUACAAGUUGGACUCGCGGUCAUAUUUAAGAUGUCGUGAUGCGAUCUUCUCGUCUGUCCAGAAAGAUGCGAUGGUGGACCUACGGUGUGCAAAUAUAUCCGGCGGCUCUUACUUACCUGUCAGGCUAUGCAAGCAAUUGACAAUCGAAGUAAAUCCUAUACUAGGGAUUAUUGCUCAAGAAUGGAUCUACUUAUAAGCUAUGUCGCGGGUUUGGGCCUUCCCGGCGUCUUCUUCCGGUUCUCCCUCUGCCCCGCUGGUUAUCUUUGCGAUGUCUGUUGGUCUGACUUACGGAGCCAUGCUCGUCGGUGGCUUGCUUGCCUUGGGCUUGUCGGGUUGCGUUAAUAUGCAAUUCAUUGUAUACUGCCGGGUAUAUUUUCGUGAGAGUUGGCGCACUAAGUCAAUGGUCAUUGUAAUCUGGCUACUCGAUCUGUCCCAUUCUGCACUUGUGAUAGUCGCCCUUUGGGAUUCCAUCAUUGCGACUUAUGGCGAUCUGAGUAAACUUGACACGAUCCCCUGGUGUAUUGGUCCCGCGAUCGAGCUUACUGCUAUCAUUACCUUCAUCGUCCAAUGCUUCUUUGCGCACCGAAUCUAUAAACUGCAAAAGAUGAAGAUAUUCACUAUAGCGAUUCCGAUUGUUGCGAUCGCUUGCGCUCGUUUAGUCAUGGCUAGCAUCACAAUGACCGAGAUGCUCAAAUUGAAAUCAUACAGCACAUACUUUCAACAUUUUAAUUGGAUCUUCACUAUGGGCCUUUUACUUUCAGCACUUGUGGAUGGCAUGAUCACACUUUCCCUUUGCUACUUCCUUCGCAAAAAUCGACCAAAGUUCACAGACACUAUGCGUAUCAUCGACACCCUGACGUUCUGGACAAUUCAGAAUGGCUCGAUGACAAGUGCUGCUACCAUCGCAACAUUGAUUUGCUGGAAAACAAUGCCUGAAAACCGCAUAUUCCUAGGUCUUCACUUCGUUGUAGCAAAAUUAUAUGCAAACUCCCUUUUAGCUACUCUCAAUGCCAGAAAGCAAAUAUGGACUGGAAAGCAAUACUCUCCUACAAACAAUCAGCCUAUGCCGAUCGUCUUCAUGGAGGACUAUCCUGAAACUUCGAUCACGCAACAGGGAUCGCUGCGGCUUGGUACUCCCCAAAUGAAAGAAGCUCACCCACGGUCGAAAUUGAUCCAAGUCAAUGUCGAACAUAUCGUGGAAUCCAAGGGUGACGAUAGUAUGGAGAUGGAUAUGACAGACAGCGCUGCAUGUAGCCCAGUCUGAUGUCCUGUAGUUUGACCGCCUUCUUGAUGACGUCCUCACGAUCAUUCACGACAUGUAUUUGGUAUUAACAUGCUACCUUACGUUGCCUGACAUAUGUCCUUCACUGUGUACUACCAAUGCUAAUGUGGAAGAACGAAUACCCUUAUUCUAUACGGUUUGACUAGGGGAAACUAAUGCGGAAGGUACCACGUACGUAUCCUCUCAUCCCUAAGGACUUGCGAGGCAUCAACCUAAUUUUCAUGACAUGCAAACCCUUGGGGUUUCAAAGACCAAUGACAUGAACCACACCCAAUAAUUAGUGCGCAUCAUUCGUAGUGUGCCGUCUUCUAUACGAGACAUGCGCAGAUAGAUUCGGUACAAUUGCCUCCCCAAAUAUGAAGUUUGGCGGACGCGAUGUCCAUUCAUCGCCGGUUCUAAUGUCGUAGGCAGGUACCAUGUGUGCAAAGAACCAUUGCCAUGUCUGCACCAUUAUUCGGUUCACGGUGCCCAAAGC
Messenger RNA from Suillus clintonianus, 1967 nucleotides. RefSeq lists its product as uncharacterized. The transcript has 22 exons. The record is from RefSeq and is a predicted model, not a curated record. NCBI's taxonomy places the organism in Eukaryota, Fungi, Basidiomycota, Agaricomycetes, Boletales, Suillaceae. The coding region runs from base 410 to 1474 and encodes 354 amino acids.